AUGAGCUCCCCGUGGGGUCCUGACUCAGAUAUUGCAGACUGGUUGGCCACCAUCCACUUAGAGAGGUACCAGGAUGUGUUCAAGCAGCAUGGGUACCACGUGGCCAGAGAUGUUGCCUCACUGGACGGUGACCACCUGCAGCAGAUUGGCAUCACCGCUACCGGGCACCGCAAAAGGAUCCUGAACUUGGUGCGGCAGACGCGGGUGCUCAGGCAAGCCCAGGAGGGACUCGCAGCAGGAGACACCCAUUUCCAAGCCACUGAGGUCCUGAAUGCCCUCCAGGUAGGCAAGGAUGCCAUGAAAGCAGAGCUGGGAGAGGCUACUGACACCCUGGGGACUCAGCAGCUUGGCACUGCACCCACCCAGGCAAGCACUGCACCCACCCAGGCACUGCUUGUGGAGAAGAACCCUGCUCCUCCCCUCGUGAAGCCGGUUCCCAAACCCAGGACAGUUUUCCCUCGCUCAAAGCCAGAGCAGGGCUCAGCGCCCACGCCGUCGGCACGCACCACAGUGCCGGCACACAGCCCGGGCAGCGACGGGGCGCCUGCAGCCUUUGUGGUACUCGAAGGGUUUGUGCCAGGGGAGAGCUCCACAGAUUUGGAGAGUCCAGAGCCCAGGCCAGUGCCACCAGCUGGCCCAGGGGCUGCUGUAGCUAUGGGCAUGGGAGCAUCCUGGCUUCGAGGGCGAGAGAGGACUCGGGAGAAUACAUGGUCUCCUCCAGCUCCGGAUCGUGGACAUACCCCAGAGGCAUUGGAGAAAUCCCCCCUGUCCGUCCCAUCUGUCCCACCACGGCACAGCCACAGGGUCCCGGUGGCUGAGCCCAGCCCUGAGAGUGUGCUGGAGGGUGACCCCACAUCCAAACCCCCGCUGCUCCUGGGAUUGGGACGGGGCAGGUUGGAGAUGGUGUCCAACGUCAUCUAUGAAGGACUCAAGUCCCCGUCAGCACCCACUGAGGACUCAGGAGGGGAGGAUGAACCCCAGGGUCAGCCCCCAGCUCUGUCCCCGCAGGAGCUGACCCAGCUGGACAACAAGCCUGACAGUCCCAGCUGGCCUGGGGGCAACCUGCCCCCCGUCCCACAGAGACCCACCGGCAAACCAGAGGUCGGCGAGCAGCUCGUCAACCCUUACAGCGAGACCAUCUUUGGGCACGUAGCCCCAUCUCGGGAGCAGAAGGGCACUGGUGUCUCCUCUGACCAGGGCUACGAGGCAGUGACUGAGCUGGAUGUGGAGCGAGAGGUGACAAGCAGCGAGUGCAGCAGUGAGGGAAGCGAGGAUGAGGAGACCCGGUCCCAGCUCAUCAACCGCAUCGUCCAGAAUGACACUGAGGGAUACUCCACUGUGGAGGCACCGCGGGCCGAGGGGGCCUCGUUCAGCCUGCCAGCCCAUCUCUACCCAGACGAGGUCCUGGAUGACCUCACCAUCUCCCCUUAUGCCAGCUUCACGUCUCUCUCCGAACCCCGACCCACCAUGCUCAGCGGCUGGCUGGACAAGCUCUCCCCACAGGGGAACUACGUCUUCCAGAGGCGCUACGUCCGUUUCGAUGGGAAGAACCUGAUGUACUUCAGUAGCGAGAAGGAGCCCUACCCUAAAGGGGUGAUCCCGCUGUCCGUGAUUGAGAUGGCUCGCUCCACCAAGGACAACAAGUUCCAGGUCUUCACCAGCCACCGGAUCUUCGUUUUCCGUGCCGAGAAUGAGGCCCAGAGGAAUGAGUGGUGCUCCACGCUGCAGAAGAAGGUGAUGGACCAGCGCCUGGUGGGGUCCCGGCCCCGACCCGCCAACACUGCUCACUGCCAGAAGUCAGGAACCCUGGAGCUGAAGGGCCAGAAGUCCAAGGUGUUUGCAGCCCUGAGCCUGCCUGAGAUGUGGCUGUACAAGAGCGAGCAGUUCUUUAAAAUGGGCAUUGGCAUCUGCUUCAUUGAGAUGCGUGGCUCCACUAUCCGCGAAGCCAAGAACCGCAGCUUCGAGCUCAUCACCCCUUCCAAAACAUUCAGCUUCGUGGCAGAGUCAGAGCGGGAGAAGCGGGAGUGGAUGGAGGCCCUGCAGGAGGCCAUAGCCGAGAUGCUCUACGACUAUGAGGUGGCAGAGAAGAUCUGGUCCAACAAAGCCAACAAAUACUGUGCAGACUGCUGGGCUCAGAGUCCUGACUGGGCAUCCAUCAACCUGUGUGUGGUCAUCUGCAAGCAGUGUGCAGGCCAGUACAUCUUACUGGGGGAUCAAGGGGUGCUCACUCUCCUGCUCCCCACAGGGCAGCACCGCAGCCUGGGCUCCAACAUUUCCAAGGUGCAAAGUCUGAAGCUUGACACCAGCGUAUGGUCCAAUGAAAUUGUGCAGCUCUUCAUCGUGCUGGGAAAUGACCGAGCCAACCGGUUUUGGGCCGCUUGCCUCCCUGCUGCCGAAGCUCUGUACCCAGAUGCCAGUGCCGAGCAGAGACGGGACUUCAUCUCCCGCAAGUACCGUGAGGGUCGGUACCGCCUGCCCCAUCCCCACUUCACCACUCAGGAGGACGUGCUCCAGGCAUUGUGCACUGCAGUGGCAGGCCCAGCCCUGCUCAAGACCAUCCUGCAGUUCUUCUCCUCCUCGGAGGCUGGGCUGGCGACUGACCCUGGUGCCUGUGAGGUGGCUCCAGGGGCUGACCUUUGCUGGGGACCCGAGAGCAAAAGGCCCAGGAAUCAUUCAGGGAGCCCCCGCACACAGGGACCAGGUCCAGAGGGAGUCUACAACGAGAUCAUGCAGCCAGUGACACACAGUGGAUACCUGUACAGGGUCCCGGCCACCACCAAGCUCCCAGGAGCCAAGAAGAGCAAAGAGGGUAAGAGUGGGGAGCACGGGAGGCAGCCACUGGGGUGCCCACCCCGCUACUGCUGACCCCCACAACCCACAGACUUCCAGCGCACGUGGUGCUCCCUGGAGAGAGCCCUGCUCUUCUUCGAAACGGAGAAAUGCAUGGAGCCCCUGGGCCACAUUGAGAGUGGGGACCUCAUCUCCUUGGCCGUGAGCAGAGCCCAGGUGGUCUCCAACCCUGGCCCCACCGAGAGGAUUCGCUUCACCCUCGAGCUCUUCCUCACCGGGGAAAAAGUGCAGCAGCUGGGAACUGACGGGCCCGAGACGCUGCAAGCCUGGGCCAGUGCCAUCGGAAAGUGGUUCACACCUGUGAGCUGUCACUGCCUGCUGGGCUACGAGUUCCAGCGUGUGGGCCAGCUGCGCUACAAGUGCAUGCUCAACCCCGAGCGAUGGCAGCAGGCCUUCUUCAUCCUGCAGAAAGCCCACCUCUUCAUCUGCCCUGCCGAGGAUGAUGGGGCUGAGGACAGCAUCAACCUCCGGCGGCUGCAGGAGCUCAGUCUGGUUCCCCCCACGGAGACACCAGAGAAAAAAGAGCUGCUGAUCCUGGUGGAGAUGGGGAGGACGUUUUACCUGCAGGGAUUGUCGCGGGCGGACUCGGCGGCAUGGUACAUGGACAUCCAGGCGUCGGCGGGGGGCCGGGGCAACGCAUUGAGGGACCAGCAGCUGAGCCGAGGGGACAUCCCCAUCAUCGUGGACAGUUGCAUCGCCUUCAUCACGCAGUACGGCCUGCGGCAUGAAGGGAUUUACCGCAAGAACGGAGCUAAGUCCCGGAUCAAGGUACUGAUGGAGGAGUUUCGUCGGGAUGCCCGCAAUGUCAAGCUGCGCAUCAAUGACAACUUCAUUGAGGAUGUCACCGACGUGCUGAAGAGGUUCUUCCGUGAGCUGGAAGAUCCCGUCUUCACCCUGGAGCUGCACCCACAGUGGAAGGAAGCUGCAGAAAUCCCCUCGAAGCCCCAGCGCCUGGAGCGGUACAAGGAGCUCAUUCAUCGCCUGCCUCGCCUCAACCACAAGACCCUGGCUGCGCUCAUUGGGCACCUCUACCGGGUGCAGAAAUGUGCAGACCUCAACCAGAUGAGCACCAAGAACCUGUCGCUGCUCUUCGCACCCAGCCUUUUCCAGACCGAUGGCAAAGGGGAACACGAGGUCAAGGUGAUGGAAGACCUCAUUGACAACUAUGUCAGCAUCUUCAAUAUUGAUGAAGACCAGGUAUCCCAAAUGGAUCUGGAGAACAGUCUGAUCACCACGUGGAAGGACACCCAGCUCUCACAGGCCGGGGACCUCAUCAUCGAGGUUUACCUGGAGCAGAAGCUGCCUGACUGCUGCGUCACCCUGAAGGUGUCCCCCACGAUGACAGCAGAGGAGCUCACCAACCAGGUGCUGGAGAUGCGCAACGUGGCAGCCAGCCUGGACAUCUGGCUGACCUUUGAGGCCCUGGAGAAUGGGGAGCUUGAGAGGCCCCUGCACCCAAAGGAGAAGGUGCUGGAGCAAGCUUUGCAGUGGUGCAAGCUCCCCGAGCCCAGCACCGCGUACCUGCUGGUGAAGAAGGUCCCCAUUGGUGAGGGCAGCUGUCUCUUCACAGGUGUCAAACGGGAGACCCCCAAGUGUGGGCUUCUGAAAUGCCGUGAAGAACCCCCCAAGCUGCUGGGGAACAAGUUUCAGGAGCGCUACUUCGUCAUCCGGGACCGGAGGCUGCUGCUGCUCAAGGAGAAGAAGAGUGUCAAGCCGGAGCGCGAGUGGCCCCUGGACACAGCCAAGGUUUACAUGGGCAUUAGGAAGAAGCUGAAGCCACCAGCCCAGUGGGGUUUCACACUGACCUUGGACAAGCAGCAGCUGUACCUGGUGUGCUCAGGGCAGGCUGAGCUGUGGGACUGGACCACCAGCAUCCUCAAAGCUCAGCACGAUGACCUGCGCCCCGUGAUCAUGCGCCGACGCUCCUCCUCCGACCUCGCCAAGCAGAAGUUCGGCACCAUGCCGCUGGUGCCCCUGCACGGGGACAGCACCGACACCACCAUGCUGUCUGCCAACCAAACCCUGCGCCGCCUGCACACGCGAAGGACUUUGUCCAUGUUCUUUCCCAUGAAGAUGCACCAGGACUCCCUGGAGGAGCAGCAGGAGAAAGAGGUGGACACCGAUCCUGUCUACGAGGAGGUGGGCAACUUCCCUGAGCUGGCUGCACUGGAACUGGAGAGGGAGUUGCUGGCUGACCUGUCGGCCAUGUCCCCCGUGGACAGGUCCAAGAAGCAGACCACAUUCCCUGAGCAGCCCCCCCCCACGGCGCUGCGCUCAUCAUUGCCCACCAGCCCAGCCCAGAGGAUGUCAGGUCCCUCCGUUACCAAAGCCCUGUCCCUCGAAAGGGGAUUGAACCUGGAGAGCGACAAAGCUCCAGUGCAGGGGCUCAGACCCACCAAAACGUCCUCUCUGGAGAGGAACUUGGAGCCUUCCCUGGCACUGGACUGGGAGCAGACGGCCAUGCUGGGGAGCAGCCCCAGCACAGAGACCUCCCUGGAGAUCGCCAGGAAGAGGAGCACACAGCCUCCCUCGCCCAUCAGUGACAAACUCAUCCAGGAGCUCAGCAGUGUCAUCCUCAGGAAGACUGAGGGCCAACCACCAGGGCCAGGCCAGCCGGUGACGUGA
Molecule: messenger RNA, 5475 nt
Organism: Merops nubicus (carmine bee-eater)
Lineage: Eukaryota; Metazoa; Chordata; Aves; Coraciiformes; Meropidae
Product: arf-GAP with Rho-GAP domain, ANK repeat and PH domain-containing protein 3-like
Biological process (GO): signal transduction; positive regulation of GTPase activity
Molecular function (GO): GTPase activator activity; phosphatidylinositol-3,4,5-trisphosphate binding; protein binding
Source: RefSeq, a predicted model, not a curated record